GUGGAUUCAUUGAAUAUAAAAAGAACAAUCAAAAGAACUGGCAGGAUAGAAUAUUGGGUAGAUAUACCUGAUCUACUAAUUGAAGAACUGAUGAUGCAGUAAACACAUUUCCAAGAACGGACAAAAGUAAAUAAACACACGUGCAAUCAUGUGUUUGCGAACAAACUGUAUUUGUAUGCUGUUCUGCUGUUCGUCAUAUGUUUGGCGGUCAGAUCUCGAUCAAAACAUCUCUGAUCAAACAAUAUAUCAUCAGAGAUCCAACACCAAAGAUUAGACACCAGAAAUCAACAGAGCCAGAAUGUCCAUGCCCUCCAUAUCCACCUCAAAUCCAGGUCCUGGCUCUAAUAUUUCGAGUAACCAAAGUCUCAGUGGCAAUGGACCUAAUGCUUCUACCACCUCGUCCAACGCUCAUUUUGAGUUCGAUUACUGUUCCAACUGUUUUAACGUAAUUGCUGCUGACUCCAAUUCCGCCAGCAGGAAAAGGCUUCGUGAUGAUGCUCAUGAUCUGUCUAAUGAGCUGAAUCAUAUGUUCAACUUUCCUGCAAUAUCAGACAAUUCAAGCAAAAGAAAACAGCUUGUAAAAAUAGAUUCAAAGAUCCACCAAAAAACAGUGGAGAUGUUGAUUCAAAAUUCAAAAUUUUAUUAUUCAACUUUAAAUAGUCAUCAUGUUAAUGCUUCUACUCAAAAUAAUCGCACUAUCAAUGCCAUUGAUGACUAUUUUCACAAUGAGAAUAACAAUAUUAAGCCUUUUUGGCCUCAAAUAUCUAAGCCAAAUUUGAAUCUGUCUGUUAAUCAACUCUUUCUUUCCACCGAGAAAACGGAUAAUGAACUGCUACUUGUGUGUGAAAUUUGUGAUAAUAACGUUUCAAUAUCCAAUAAUAACGAUUUUAAUGAUUUUAAAUGUUGUUUAUGUGAAAAAUUAAUAUGUUCUUUAUGCAAAGUCGAGAAAUAUAACACUAAUUACUGCUUUGAUUGUUUACAUUAAAUUGAUUUUAGUUUUAAAUUGAAAUAUUAUUGUUUCUAUAUAUGUACUUUAUUUUUUUCUUUCUUUAUUUUUAUCUUUAUCUUUAGCUUCAGUUUUAGUUUUAGCUUCAGCUUUGUCUCUUAU
Molecule: messenger RNA, 1108 nt
Organism: Ascoidea rubescens DSM 1968
Lineage: Eukaryota; Fungi; Ascomycota; Saccharomycetes; Ascoideales; Ascoideaceae
Exons: 1
Coding region: 299-985 (228 amino acids)
Source: RefSeq, a predicted model, not a curated record